This is a messenger RNA of Neurospora tetraspora, 1482 nucleotides long. RefSeq lists its product as uncharacterized. Gene Ontology annotation, molecular function: protein binding. The record is from RefSeq and is a predicted model, not a curated record. Lineage: Eukaryota; Fungi; Ascomycota; Sordariomycetes; Sordariales; Sordariaceae. The coding region runs from base 1 to 1482 and encodes 493 amino acids. The transcript has 2 exons.
AUGCCAGCGAAAAAGACGCGAGCCAAAAAGGCGCAAGCCAAGAAGAAGCCAGCCAGAAAGACUCAAGCCAAAAAGGCGCAAGCCAAGAAGAAGCCAGCCAGAAAGACUCAAGCCAAAGAGAUACUGUCACCCGACACACCUCCCGCGGAUGGUCGUUCCCCGUUCACUCAAUUGCCCCUGGAGAUUCACAUGGUCAUCGGCGACAUGUUGAAGGAGGACAAGCGGCUUGAUGCGCUGCCUACACUAGCCAGGACAUCGCGGCGUCUCUGCUCCUUCUACGAGCAGCAACUCUACAAAGGCAAAGACAACACCCAUCGCGUCAAGGCCUUGAUGUGGGGAGUGGCACACGAUUCUGUUACUGUCAUGAAGAGCGCCAGACAAUGGGGCGCAGACCUCAACGUUCGGAGUUAUCACCUAGACAGAAAGAGAAGCAGGAGAAACAACUACAUAUCUGGCAAAGGAACGGCACUCCAAUUCGCUAUCAGGGAUGGGCACAAUGAAUCCAUGUGCUGGUUGCUCGACGAGCGCGCGCGUGUGGAUAUACCUGGGAAGCCGGCCUGGGGCAUGUGCCAGUGCGGCAGCUACUCCAGAUCCUACGCUUCCAGUCUUCACCUUGCUUUCUGCAAUGGAAACCUGCUUGCCGCCACGAUUCUGCUCCGACGCGCACCGGAAGCGUCGGUGCAGUAUUCACGAAAGGUUGAUACAGGAUCCAUUUUGAAGACGGCAGUCAAGGCGGCUUUCGGUCGGUACUCGGUCAGGUUCUUGGAUGUGGCACUCGAAAACCCUGCCAUUCGCAAGUCAAUCAAUGCGUUCCAGGAAGAGGACCUUCAUACACCCCUCGCAUUAGCUCUGUCUCCUGAGUACGAGGGAGAUGAUCUCCUAGAGCCAAUUCUUGCCGCCCUGGUUAAGGCAGGUGCGAGUUUGGGGCCGUACCCUCAAGGCUCCCAUAUGGAGGGACAUUCACCCCUAUUGUUGCUGCUCGACAGAGGUGACAGAGAGUCGGCCACGUAUUUGCUGCGGCUCGGCUGCGAUCCCAACGGUGACCGACCUCAUCCGGUUACUCCAGCUUGGCAGAGCCCGUUGCACUUCUACAUCAACCCUGAAUCCCAUAACAGAUGGUCCACUCCGGCUUGGCAUCAGCAGGUAUUUCAUAGGUGGCGCCUCACCCCCCGAGAAUUUAUUGUCGUCCUGUUGGAGCACGGGGCGUCCCUCGACAUUACGAAUGCGGAAGGGGUCUCUCCCCUCGAUAAUGCCAUCAGCUUCAUGGCCAGGUAUGUCGCACCAAGGCGCCGAGUCGCCGGCUUUAAGCUUGUCAAGCUCUUGCUCGCCAAUGUCAAGCCCGAGGGCAUCUCCACAAAAUCUAGGGAAAGAGCCGAGGGCGUCAUGACGACACUGGUGCAGGACUUGCGGGCCGAGCAUGCCACUCACAACCUGUCCGACGUUCGGGAUGGCAUGUCUGGAGGCGUGAAGGGGGAAGGUUGA